Messenger RNA from Zootoca vivipara (common lizard), 2525 nucleotides. RefSeq names its product 5-hydroxytryptamine receptor 1D (gene HTR1D). Gene Ontology annotation, biological process: positive regulation of MAPK cascade; chemical synaptic transmission; adenylate cyclase-activating adrenergic receptor signaling pathway. NCBI's taxonomy places the organism in Eukaryota, Metazoa, Chordata, Lepidosauria, Squamata, Lacertidae. Gene Ontology annotation, cellular component: plasma membrane. The record is from RefSeq and is a predicted model, not a curated record. Gene Ontology annotation, molecular function: G protein-coupled serotonin receptor activity.
CCAGUCCUGCGCAGGGACGGAGGCGGUGACGCUUCCAUGUCCGGACCGGAGUGAGAACUGUGCACUUCAGGCGUCAGCAGAGACCCGAGGGGGGGGGUACCUUUUGACCCGGCCGGACCGCAGUGAGAACCGCCGCGUUCGGAGGAGCCCGCCACGUGGAGGAGGAGCAGCGACGGCGGAGGAGGAGGAAAGGAAGGACGGGCCCUUUCGCGCUCCUUAAUCGCAACGUCUGAUCCUCUUUCUCUGCAGCAGCCCCUCGCGGGGCUUGGCGGGACUGGUCUGGACCGACUGCGAAACUCAGCAGUAAAGGUGGUCUUCUCUCCGCGUCUGCCAUCCAUUCCCAGAAUAAUGAGCAGGGUCAGCUAGUCAAGGUCUUUCUCUGCUCCGGGAUCCCUGUGUGGCUUUGCAGUUAAGAAUAAUAAAGCAUCCUCUGCCUGAUCAUGAACUAUUUGCAAAAGUGGCGUGCUUUUUUUUACCAACUUCGAAGAUCUAGUUCAGAAAACCUGGUUUUGUUAAAGACCGAGACAGACAUUAACAAGUAUAUGUAAAGGAUUAAGUUCAAAAGAGGAGGGGAGGAAUCCAACACAGCCAAGAAUGACCCAGUACAACUGGUCUGCAAAGUCUGUUCUCCUCAGCAUGUCAAACAGGUCUCUCAACGCCAGUGAAAUGCCAGAGGAGUGGGACGAGGGGACUCUGCUAGGCCUGAAGGUUUCACUUGCCGCCAUCUUGGCUGUGAUCACUCUGGCGACGAUGCUCUUCAAUAUGUUUGUGAUCAUCACAAUCAUUCUGACCAGGAAACUCCACACUCCUGCAAAUUACCUCAUUGGCUCUUUGGCCGCCACAGACCUUUUAGUGUCCAUCCUGGUCAUGCCAAUCAGCAUUGCUUACACCAUUAGCCACGAAUGGAACUUUGGCCAAAUCAUGUGCGACAUCUGGUUGUCCUCAGACAUCACCUGCUGCACGGCCUCCAUCUUGCACCUUUGCGUGAUUGCCUUGGACCGGUACUGGGCCAUCACAGAUGCUCUCGAAUAUACCAAGCGCCGGACUGCCAGCAGAGCCGCCUUGAUGAUCACUGUGGUUUGGGUCAUUUCCAUCUGCAUCUCCAUGCCGCCCCUUUUCUGGAGGCAGGCCAAAGCUCACGAAGAAAUGGUGCACUGCGUCGUGAAUACGGAUCAGAUCUCCUACACCAUUUACUCCACCUGCGGCGCCUUCUAUAUCCCAACGGUGCUGCUCAUCAUCCUCUAUGGUAGGAUUUAUGUGGCCGCUCGAUCCCGGAUUCUUAAGCCGCCAUCGCUGUAUGGGAAGCGAUUUACCACAGCCCACCUGAUCACUGGCUCAGCAGGCUCCUCCCUCUGCUCCAUCAGCUCAAACCUUCAGGAAGGGCAUUCUCAUUCCAGCAGCUCCCCGGUAUUCAUCAACCACGUAAGGAUCAAAGUCGCCGAUAGCGUCCUGGAGAGGAAACGGAUUUCGGCGGCCCGGGAAAGAAAAGCCACAAAAACUCUGGGGAUUAUUUUAGGGGCGUUCAUUUUCUGCUGGCUCCCGUUCUUUGUGGUGUCUUUAGUCCUGCCUAUCUGUCACAAAGCUUGCUGGUCCCAUCCCAUUCUGCUUGACAUUUUCACAUGGCUGGGCUACCUGAACUCACUGAUCAACCCUGUUAUAUAUACUGCCUUUAACGAAGACUUCAAACAGGCUUUUCAGAAAAUGAUUCGGUUUAAGAAGUGCUCCUAGUCCCAAAACUCCUUCUGGGUUUGACACCGCUGCCAGUGCAUAAACUGUACCCCCCUUGCACUCAUAGUUUCCUAUGGGGUAGGUGAUGGUGGUCUCAUUGACUCUAUUCAGCUGAUUAUAACUUGUCUUAAUGAGGCUUUUUGGCAACUUGCAUGCAGCCCCUCUAUUCUCCUCUCCGGCUGAACAAACUAGGAAGUAUUGCAUUAACAGAAUGGAAGUCUUCCAUUUCAUCUCAACCAGGAAACUAUGGUUAAUGUCUGCAGAACAAACCAGUAUGUAUGAUUUUGUGGUUUGAAGAUACCCUACAGUGCAGCCUUAUGCAGGAGUAAUACCCAUUAAUUUCAGUGGGGCUUAUUCCCACGUGAGCAGGUGUAGGAUUGCAGCCCUAGCUUGUUCUGAAGCCAUUGGCCAUAGUUUCCUGGUUCAGUUGAAACAGGAAACCAUAGUUAUUUUCAGGGUUACCUUGUCUGUUCAUCCUCUUGCAAAAGGAGGUGGAAAGGGGCUGCAUACACAAUGCUCAUCUAAAUCUUAUUAAGCAAAUGUGGUGGAGCAAACCAGUCUAUUGUUGCGUGUGACUUUUCACUGUCUUCUCUUUUGUUCUCUGUGAUAAAGAUAACUUUUAAGACUUACUAGUCUGUGCAUUGAAUACAUGUAUCUGCAAAACCAGGAGAAGAUUUCGAAACAAGCAGAAUGAAAUAAAUAAUGAGGGGUUGUCAUGAACUGUGUCACACAACACAAUCUUUUCAUUCUUGCUUUACUACAAGUUAACAAAUCUGUAUUAUUUGUCUCAGAUUUCU